AUGAAAGAUUUUAAAGAGAGCCAGUUUUAUAAAAAAAUAAAACCAUGUAUUGAGAAAUAUAUGCCUAAGUAUACAAAUGAAGGUCAAAUAAUAUUUGAACAUCCUCAUGAAAUUUCUUAUGGCAAUUGUGGUUAUAGAGAAAAAUAUAAUUCAUCUUCAUGUGAUUUAUUAAAUGCUAUAAAUAAAUGUGGGAUAUUUGUAGGGUUGUUAUUUAUAAAAUAUAAUUAUGAUAUAAUAUUUAAACAAACAGAAAAAAAAAAAAAAAAAAAUGAAAAUAAUGGUGAUGGUGAUGAUUAUGAUGAUGGUAAUUAUUAUUAUAUGUGUGAAAAAAAUUAUAACAACCUUGAACAUGAUUAUAAUGAAUUUAUAAAAAUGAAAAAUAUAGGAAUUAUUCUUACUGCUUCACACAAUCCACAUGAUGAAAAUGGAGUUAAAAUUAUUGGAGUUGAUGGCAAAUAUAUAAAUAAAAGAUAUGAAAAUUAUUUAAUAGAUCUUGUGAAUAGUCAUUUAAGAUAUAUAAAAAAAAAUAUAUAUUGUACAUGUGAUGAUAUUAUAAAUAAUAUUAUCGAAUUAAUUAUAGAUAUAUUUAAAAAAGAAAUACAUUUAGAUAUAUCAGAUGAUAUAAUUUAUAGAAAUAUUACUAUAUUAGAUAAUAUAAUAUAUAAUUAUAAUAUACAUAAUAAAAUAAAAAGAAAUAUAUGUAUAGGAUUUGAUACUAGAAAUAGUAAUAUACAUUUAAAUAAUAUUAUUAUUGAAUCAUUAAAUUGUCUUAAUAUAUAUAAAUGUAUUAAUAAUAUUUCUUAUAUUACUACACCAUGUAUGCAUUUCUUAAUUUACUUUUUAAAUAAUAUAAAUGAAAAUGAUCAAAAAUUAAACAAACAAAUUAUAGAACAAGAAGAAUAUACAAUACAUAAAAAAGAUAAUGACUUAUCUUAUUUAGAAAAUUUUAAUCUACAAAAUAAGAAGUAUGUAUAUAAUUUAUAUUAUUCAAUAGAUGAUCAUAUUCUUAUAAAUGAUGUCUUCACAAAAAAUCAAACUCUUACAAAACAACCAUUAAAUAUUUCAAUAGAUCAAGAGAAAAAAGAAAAGGAAAAAGAAAAAAAAAAAAAAAAUUCUCAUGAAAAUCAAAAUUUCAGUUAUACACAUAUAGAACAUAUAUAUGCAUAUAAUAGUGAUCAAAUAUAUUAUGAUUAUUUCAUACAUUCAUUUGAAAUGUUAUAUAGUUAUAUUAAUAAAUUAUUUAAUAAUAAUAUAAUGAUGGAUGUUGAAAAUAUUUAUGUUGAUUGUUCAAAUGGUAUAGCUAGCUUAAAAAUAGAUAAAUUCCAACAAAUUUUUAAAAUAUUAAAAAAAAAUAUAUGUAAAUUUAAUUGUAUUGAAGGAGAACAUAGUAUAUUAAAUUAUGAGUGUGGAGCUGAAUAUGUAUAUAGAAAACAGCAGCCUCCAAAAAAUAUUCCACAUUUUAUAAAACCCAAUACAAAAUUUUGUACCUUUGAUGGAGAUGCGGAUCGUAUACUUUAUUUUUUUUUUCCACAAGAAAUAGAAGAAAAUAAAAAGCAUAUUUUUAAUCAAAAAAAUGAAAAUAAUCAAAAUAAAAAUAUGGAUUGUAUUAUCAAUUGUGAUAUGAUUUAUAAUAUGAUUUAUAAUAAUAAUAUUAAUUGUAAUAAUAAUAAUUUCCACACCCCCAUCUGUCAUUCUGAAAAAGAAUUAAGGUGUCAUUAUGAUAACAAUAUAGAUACAUCCAAAAAUAAACAUAUAGCUAUUUUGGAUGGACCCAAAAUUAUUUGCCUUUUUUUUUUGUGCAUAAUAAAAAUGCUAUCACAUAUUAAAAUUGAAGAACCCAAAGAAGAAAUAUCUUUUAUCGAUAUUAAUAUAAUACAUACUGCAUAUACCAAUUCAGCAUUUAUCAAUUAUAUAAAUUAUAUAAAAAAUAAUAUUCUUGUUAAUAUUCAUAUUUUUAAAUAUAUAGAUAUUAAUAUUACAUGUACAAAAACAGGAAUGAAAUAUCUAGAUACAUUAGCAGAAAAAGCUUCUAUAGGUAUUUUUUUUGAACCUAAUGGACAUGGAACUAUAUAUGUUAAUAUAAAUAAAUUACAUACAUGGUCUCUUUCUUUAAAUAUAUAUAAUGAUCCAUCCUUUAUUGUAUUACAAAAAUAUUUACUUUUUUUUAAUCAAACGGUAGGUGAUGCAUUCCUUGAUUUUAUAGCCAUCGAAUUAUCUUUAUCACUUUUAAACAUAACUAUAAAUGAAUGGAAUAAUUUCUAUACACCAUUUCCAUCUUUAUAUAUUAAUGUUAAGUGUCCUAAUCAUAUACUUACUAAAAUCAAACCACAUCCAGAACAUGAAAAAUAUUUAAUAGAACCAAAAGAAUUACAAAAUUAUAUUAAUCAAAUAGUCAACACAGUUGAUAAAAAACAUGGAAGAUGUUUUAUCAGACCGUCAGGAACUGAGACUCUACUUCGAAUUUAUGCUGAAGCAGAAACUCAACAAAAAAUGAAAGAUAUAUUAGACAAGGCUCAAAAAUGUGUACUACAUUAUAUUCAACAUAUGGUAUGA
Messenger RNA from Plasmodium adleri (nom. inval.), 2553 nucleotides. Its product is annotated as phosphoacetylglucosamine mutase, putative. Lineage: Eukaryota; Apicomplexa; Aconoidasida; Haemosporida; Plasmodiidae. Bases 1 to 2553 code for a protein of 850 amino acids. Gene Ontology annotation, molecular function: phosphoacetylglucosamine mutase activity; magnesium ion binding. The transcript has a single exon. Gene Ontology annotation, biological process: UDP-N-acetylglucosamine biosynthetic process; carbohydrate metabolic process. The record is from RefSeq and is a predicted model, not a curated record.